This is a messenger RNA of Dipodomys spectabilis (banner-tailed kangaroo rat), 748 nucleotides long. It is a transcript of the gene Nudt14, whose product is annotated as nudix hydrolase 14. Gene Ontology annotation, biological process: ribose phosphate metabolic process; nucleoside phosphate metabolic process. Gene Ontology annotation, molecular function: UDP-sugar diphosphatase activity; metal ion binding. NCBI's taxonomy places the organism in Eukaryota, Metazoa, Chordata, Mammalia, Rodentia, Heteromyidae. The record is from RefSeq and is a predicted model, not a curated record.
CAGGUCCCGACCGCGAGGACGCUGACCGCCGCCAUGGACCGCAUCGAGGGGGCGGCGGUGGGCCCCUGCGCCAGCUCGCCCUACCUGAGGCCGUUUACGCUGCACUACCGCCAGAAUGGUGUCCGGAAGUCCUGGGACUUUAUGAAGACAUAUGACAGUGUGACCGUGCUCAUGUUCAACGCUUCUCGAAGGAGCCUGGUGCUGGUGAAGCAGUUCCGGCCAGCCGUGUAUGCGAGUGAGGUGCAGCGCCCCUUCCCCGAGGCCUUGGCCGCCCCAGCCCAGGGUGGGCUUCAGGAGCUGCCGCUGGCACUGCUCAGCUCUGUGGGGGUGACGGUGGAGCUGUGCACCAGCCUGGACCAGCCGGGACUCCCGCCGGAGCAAGUAGCCUGCAAGGAGGCUUUGGAGGAGUGUGGCUACCACCUAGCCCCCUCUGACCUUCGCCAGGUGGCCACGUACAGGGCUGGAGUGGGACUGACUGGCUCCAGGCAGACCAUGUUCUACGCUGCGGUGACAGACGCCCAGCGCAAGGGACUGGGUGGAGGUGUGGCGGAGGAGAGUGAGCUCAUUGAAGUUCUGCAUCUGCCUUUGGGUGCCCAGACCUUUGCGAAUGACCCCGACGUCCCCAAGACACUUGGCGUUAUAUUUGCCAUCUCUUGGUUCUUCAGCCAGAUAGCCCCUGACCUGGGUCUCCAGCGAGACCUGGAGGUCCUUCCUGCCCAGUUGCCCUCCACCUUGCAGAACCAAUAAA